Messenger RNA from Paramecium pentaurelia, 2043 nucleotides. The record is from the annotation of a GenBank genome assembly. NCBI's taxonomy places the organism in Eukaryota, Ciliophora, Oligohymenophorea, Peniculida, Parameciidae.
AUGCUUAAAUUUUAAAAGAGAUCAAGAAAUGAAAUCAAAGGGUGCUUUCUUAACCUUGUCAAUUCUUUAGAUUUUUUUGGGCAACCUCCAUUUUUUCGAAUUUUGAAAAGAUAAAAAUUUAAUACAGUCUUGGGGCACAUUCUAACAAUUAUCUUAAUGAUUGUUUGUGGAUUAUAUAUGUAUUAUUAGAUAUAAGAUUUGCUUAAUCAUGGAACUCCAAACAUAAUCAUUUCAGAAACUCAACCAAUUAGCAUGCCUGUAAUUGAAUAAAUUAAAUUUUAGGCAUUUACUUUAGAUCCAAAAAAUUUCACAUUUGUAAUUAGUAUAACAGAUACUUCAUUAUUAUCAUUGUCAACCUUUAAGAAACAUUUUGAUGUAGUUUUAACAGCUUGUAAUCGAACUCGUUUUUUCAAUGAAACAAAGCAAGCUUAAGAUGUCUCAUUAUAGUAAAUUAUUAAUAUAUAUUAGAUGCCGCAAUGUACCUUUAGAAAGUUGUAAUCUAGAUAAACAUUUUCCAAUGGAUUACUAAAAGCAAUUCUUCUCAAAGUUUCUUUUAAAAAAUUUGUUUUGUAUCAAUUCCACUGUGAGUGAAGAAAACCCACCUGUAAUAAAUUAAUUCUAUAUAAGUAAAUAUAAGGAUAUUCAAAUGCUGAUACUUUUCAAUUUUUACAAGUAUUAAUGAUGCCUUGCAGAAAUUCAUCUACUUAUAAUGGAUGUAGUCCUCCUGAAGAAAUUUAAACUGCACUAAAAGCAGGAUAUUAUGCUAUAUAUUUGGGAGAUACUUUAUUGAAAUUAGAUAAUCCAGGUCGACCAUAUGAGGAGAUUAUUACAGUUUAAUUUUCUUCAUUUUCAUCAAGUCAAUCUAAAUAAAUUUAGUCAAAUUUUAAAAUGAUUGAGACAAAGACAGAUGUAGGAUUAAUUAGAUCAGACAUAAAAACAGAAUUAGCCCUACUAUAAUCUACUUAAAAAGAUUUCUAAUCUUCAUAUAAUCAAGUAUCUUACAUAGAGAAUCUCAUUUUUAUGGAAUAAAGAGUUGGAAAUUAUAAGAGAUCUUACAUUAAACUUUAAAAUAUAUUAGGUAAUGUUGGAGGACUAUGGUAAUUGGUUGCUCUUACUAUUAGCACAUUAGUCAGUCCUGUUGUUGCAACAUUGAUGAAUUUAUAAAUGGCCAAUCGUAUAUUCAAUUUUGAAAAUAAUUUGAAUAAUAAUGAAUCUCCAUCUGUAUCACGUUCAAUCAAUAAUUUUAAUGAAAAUCAAAAUUAGAAUGAUUUCAUUAAGGAAGACAAAAAUAAAUUGGGAAAUUCUUAAAAGAAAUCUAAAAAGAAUUUAAAUUAAGUAGAAAAUAGAUUAGAAUUAAAAAAAUAUUUAAAAUAGAAAAAAAAAUAAUUGGAAAUUGGUAUAUGUGAUUUAUUUUGUAUGAAUUUGGGAAUUAAGAAAUCAUUUUAACAAUAAAUCAAAUAUUCAAUUGAAAAAAUAUUUAAUAAAUUAGAUGUUGUAAAUAUAUUAAAUAAAAUGCAAGAAAUUGAUAAAUUGAAAUAUGUACUCUUAAAUAAAGAAUAAUUAGAAUUAUUUAAUUAUAUUCCUAAACCAUUAAUUCCAUCUGAUAUGUUUUCAAAAGACUUUGAGUAAAAACUUAAUGCAUUAGAAGAAAAACUAGAAUUUUAAUUUAUACUUUAAGAAGAAAAAUCUGAUCUUUCUAAAAUUGAAUCUGCUUUUUAUGCAUACAUGAAAUUACAUUAAAAGAAAAAGCUUAGUGAAACAGAUAAAAAUAUCUUAGAUCUUGUUGGUGAAGAUAUGAUAUCAAUUUUUGAAAAAAUCAACAAAAAUUAAGAUGAAUUUUUAAUUUAAAGCAAUAGAAAUAUUCAUUCAAAUUUAAAUUUAUUGGAAUAACAUUAAAUUGAAAUAUUAUCCCCUAUAAGUAGUAAAGGAGAUAAUGUUUAAUUUAAUUAAAAUGAUAAUGAUAUUGAUUGUAAUUCUUAUUAAAAUGAUGACCAUGAUGAAUAAGCAGCUUAAAUACCACCUAAAAUUCCAUAUAAGAGUUGA